This is a messenger RNA of Exophiala spinifera, 441 nucleotides long. RefSeq lists its product as uncharacterized. The record is from RefSeq and is a predicted model, not a curated record. NCBI's taxonomy places the organism in Eukaryota, Fungi, Ascomycota, Eurotiomycetes, Chaetothyriales, Herpotrichiellaceae. Gene Ontology annotation, cellular component: mitochondrial inner membrane. The coding region runs from base 1 to 441 and encodes 146 amino acids. Gene Ontology annotation, biological process: pyruvate import into mitochondria. The transcript has 4 exons.
AUGGCUGCGGCAGUCAAAGCUAUCAAUGCGAAGAUUCGCGCCAACCCAGUCCUCGAUUACUUUUGCUCAACACAUUUCUGGGGACCAGCCUCAAACUUUGGUAUCCCGGUCGCAGCAGUCCUGGACACGCAAAAGGACCCCGAGAUUAUCUCUGGAACGUUCACGGGCGCGCUGACGAUCUACUCUGCGACCUUUAUGCGAUACGCCCUCGCCGUCACGCCCAAGAACUACCUCCUCUUCGCAUGCCACUUCGUCAACUUCAAUGCGCAGUUGACGCAAGGGUACCGUUGGUACGAUUACUGGUACCGAGGUGGUCAAGACCGAUGGGCCCAGAUCCGCGCCGAGCAGAAGAAACUCGCAGACACGACCGAGUCGAUAGCUGAGUCGGCCAAGGACAAAGUCAGUGCCGCUGUUCAAGAAGCCAAGAAGACUGUUUCGUAA